AAACCGAGCGAACAAAAAUGGGAGUGGAGGGAGCCGUUGGCGAAGUAAGCGCAGCAUCCCAGUCGUCACGUGACACCAUCUACUUGAAACGUGGCUGGAAAAGCUGAGUUUGCAGGAUGAAGAGGAUAUUUCUGCUGCUUUGUGUUGGACUAUUCCAGUCCCUCUGCUCAGCUCAGAUGCCCGAGGAGGAAGGUGGUGGAGAGGAGGAAGUGGUUGAACUGUUCACCACCCCUGCUACCAGGAUGGGUGCUGCGGUGUCAGAUUUUGGCUACAACUUGUUUCGCCAGCUGGAUUCACAUGACUCGACAGCUAAUGCAUUUGUGUCGCCGUUGAGUGUAUCUAUUGCACUUACACAGCUGUCAAUGGGAGCAACAGAGCAGGCGGAGAGGGAGCUGUACAGGGCUUUGCGAUAUCACACCCUUCCGGAUCUGAAGAUACAUGACACACUGAGGGACCUGCAGCUGGCACUGAAGUCACCUGGGAAAGGCUUCGUCUCUAUAGCGCGUCUCCUUCUGCCCAGGAGAUUGCGAUUGAAACCCGACUAUCUUAACGGCGUGGAGAGGUCUUACGGUGUGAAACCUUUUACACUUUCCGGAACACCUCGUGAUAUGAAGGCAAUCAAUGAGUGGUUUAAGAGUGAAACGGGCGGGAAGAUUACUCCAUCAAUUGGUUCACCAAAACGAGGUGGAGGGAUCAGCUGCGUGGGAGCCACAUACUUUAAAGGUAAAUGGCAGACUCAUUUUAGCCAGGCCAAUCAAAUGGAAGAGUUCCAACUUGAUGGAGAACAGCCUGUACGUGUUCCCAUGUUGCGCCAGGCAAAUUACCCUCUAAAAAUGGGAAAAGACUCAGACAUUGGUUGUAUGAUGGCACAGAUUCAGAUGGAAGAUGGAGUCAGUAUGUUUGUGUUCCUGCCAGAUGACGUCACAAAGAAUCUCACACUAAUAGUGGAGGCGUUGACAGCGGAGUUUGUACAGGAUUUGUCCAUGAACCUUCACCAAACUGAGGCAGAGCUUGUACUUCCAGCUCUGAAGCUCAAUUACAACACGGACCUGGUAUCCUUACUGCCUAAUUUGGGGCUCUCUGACUGGCUGGCCAAUACGGACCUCGUCAAAAUCACAUCUCAACUCGCCAAACUCUCCGCUGUCCAUCACAAGGUUGUCAUGGACGUUUCCCCAGAGGGGUCGCAACGUGUUGCUGCGAGUGGUGUGCAACAUGUGACUUACAAGGUGGACCGUCCGUUUGUAUUCUUAAUUCGCGACGAGCCAACAGGCACCCUUCUACUGGUCGGCAAAGUGCUGAAUCCACAGAAGUAGAGCAAGCGUGUUUGUUGCUCAACUCUCGCAAAUCCUGUUUUGCAUGUUUGCAAAUAAAAAACUCAGCAGUAUCUGUCUGUCUGUCUAUCUGUCUAUCUCUCUGUCAGUCUGACUAUCUAUCUAUCUAUCUAUCUAUCUAUCUAUCUAUCUAUCUAUCUAUCUAUCUAUCUAUCUAUCUAUCUAUCUAUCUAUCUAUCUAUCUAUCUAUCUAUCUAUCUACAGAAUCUAUCUGUCUAUCUAUCUAUGCAUACACCAUGAUGUAUUAGUGUGGAUUUUUCACACAUUAUGUAUACAUUUCAAUGAACAACAUUUCAGUGAACAACAAUGGCAAACAAUAUUUCAAUUAUACAGAUAAAGAAUUCACCGUC
Messenger RNA from Engraulis encrasicolus (European anchovy), 1681 nucleotides. It is a transcript of the gene serpinf1, whose product is annotated as serpin peptidase inhibitor, clade F (alpha-2 antiplasmin, pigment epithelium derived factor), member 1. The transcript is spliced from 8 exons. The record is from RefSeq and is a predicted model, not a curated record. Gene Ontology annotation, biological process: negative regulation of endopeptidase activity; negative regulation of angiogenesis. NCBI's taxonomy places the organism in Eukaryota, Metazoa, Chordata, Actinopteri, Clupeiformes, Engraulidae. Gene Ontology annotation, molecular function: serine-type endopeptidase inhibitor activity. The coding region runs from base 117 to 1313 and encodes 398 amino acids.